AUGCAUGGCACCUUCCUUUGCUUUUGCACCUUUUCAGGUUUCGAAUCUCCCUUCCUGUUCCUUUUGACUAUACUCUUUAUAGCCGAAAGUCAUGCAAUAUUCCAGUUUGGAUAUAUCGACGAUGAAGACGGUGACUCUGUCACCGGGCUGGUCCCAAUCUACACUCCUUCGAAUUUUUGGCAGCAAGGAGACUCGUGCAUCGUCUGCUUUUUGGCGUUUGAUCCUACACAGAUGUUUCAUGGCACUUGGCACUCUAUUACACAUCAGACGCCGGAUCCCGCUGCAACUGUCGAGUUUAACUUCACAGAUAUGUGGAUAUCUCUAGAUGUAUAUUGCUUGCUGCCAAACUUUAUACUUGAGGACGGACCGUUAGAGGAUUACACGUCGACUUACAAUUUAUCCUUCGCCUUGGAUGGCCAACCGGUUGGGCAAAGUUUCACACAUAAAAGCGAUUUCAGUGGUGUCACUCAGUACAAUGUCAGUGUAUUAUCACUCAGCAAUUUGUCUCAAGUUCUGCACACCUUCACCAUGAUAGGUGCUUCUACAGUCGACAUGCUUACCAUACAGUUUGACUAUGCGAGGUAUACCUUUGACAAUGAUGCCAGCCCGUCGCCUCCAAUUACUCUGACGGCCUCGACCUCGACCUCGACCUCGACCUCCACCUCUGUUACCAGCAUCUCCAGCACACCUACCAUACCUCCUUCAUUCAUAUCCUCAUCUACCUCUCAUAAGCCUAUUACAUCUACUACGGCGUCAACAUUGUCACCUAGUAAUACAUCGGUGGCAGAACCCCUAGGACAAAAGAAGAGUUUGGAUCGCACAGCGAUAAUAGGUGGGAGCAUUGGAGGAAUCCUUACGCUCUUUCUCCUUCUUACCCUAACAUUCAUUUAUCGCCGGUACAAACACCGCAUCCGUCAACGAUUCUUCUCCCAUCCUCGACUCAGCGGUCAAAUUGACCCAUUCGAUGUCCAACCUUCCUCUAUAGGGCGUUAUUUGAUGCAUUAUGGAGAUGCAGCUUUAAAAACCUCUCGUGAGAGUUCGUCGAUUGCCGUUAAAGGAGCUGCUCCAGUUGCAACAAAGAGAGCGGCCAAACCAACACCGAAUUAUUACUCGGCAGGGGUAGGGGAGGCUUUCUAA
Messenger RNA from Lentinula edodes (shiitake mushroom), 1137 nucleotides. RefSeq lists its product as uncharacterized. The transcript is spliced from 4 exons. Bases 1 to 1137 code for a protein of 378 amino acids. NCBI's taxonomy places the organism in Eukaryota, Fungi, Basidiomycota, Agaricomycetes, Agaricales, Omphalotaceae. The record is from RefSeq and is a predicted model, not a curated record.